CUGCCUUUAAAAACCGUCAGUUUCAGAGGUUCAGUCUGUGCUCAAGGCCGGGGCCAAGUCCAGAUCCAGGAUCUGAGGAACACAGGAGGACCUGCAGGAGCUUGGUUGCCGGGUUACCAGGAGAGUGAAGCAUCAGGGGAAAAACGACCUCCAUCAGUGAUCCUCUGGCUGGAUCUGAGGUGGUGUUCUGGACUUUUCCUCUGAUGAUGACCAUCAUGGUGGGACCCCCCACCCCUGAGGAUCUUCAGUGCCCCUGCUGAUAUGGCGUACCUGGCCCACACCGCCCACGCCCAGCUCAUUGCCCUCUGGCUGGGCUUCAUGGGCUGGACGCUCAUGGCCGUGGCGCCAGGACUCGUCCAGUGGAGGGUGUGGCGUGUUUCCGACACGGAGGUGAUCAGCUCGGGGGUGGCCUGGGUGGGCAUCUGGAGGGCGUGCUUCAACAGCCACACCGUGGUGACCCCCGGCUUCCUGGUCAUGCACUGUGAGGACAUCAGGCUGAGCGAGGCCUUCACGCCCCCGGAGAUGGCGGCGGGUCAGGUCCUCAUGCUCCUCUCUGUCCUGGUGGGGCUUUGUGGAAACGCCGGAGGGGUUUAUGCCAUGAGGAACAUCUACUUUGGGAUGGAGAGGAACUCGCUCAUCCGUCUGGCGUUCCUCAUCACCGGCGUGCUGAGUCUCUUAGCGGCGGUGAUGGCGCUGAUCCCUCUGCUGUGGAACAUACACUCAGUGGUGACCAAUCAGACGGUAGACUUUCCUGCUAGGUUUAAAAUGCCCCCGGCUCCUGACUCUCAGCAAGUGGGCGGCGGCAUCAGGGUGGGGAUGGCGGGGAGCAUCCUCAUGGUCAUCUCUGGGAUUAUCUUCUGCAGCUACAGAAUACCGGUGAGGUCACGGCCGACGCCUCAGAGCAGCCAGAGGGAGGAGCUUCACCUGGACAGAUCUGUACCUGCAGAACCUGAGACUGAUGACCGGGGGGCUCCAACGGGUGAAGAUAACCCAGCGUAUGAGUCUCCUGAACACCUGUGUUAA
This is a messenger RNA of Cheilinus undulatus (humphead wrasse), 1023 nucleotides long. RefSeq names its product claudin-34-like. Gene Ontology annotation, molecular function: structural molecule activity. The transcript is spliced from 2 exons. The coding region runs from base 262 to 1023 and encodes 253 amino acids. Gene Ontology annotation, biological process: bicellular tight junction assembly; cell adhesion. The record is from RefSeq and is a predicted model, not a curated record. Lineage: Eukaryota; Metazoa; Chordata; Actinopteri; Labriformes; Labridae. Gene Ontology annotation, cellular component: plasma membrane; bicellular tight junction.